GCCAUUGUGCGGGCGCCGCUAAGGACGACGGGGCUCGGGGGCGGGGCCGGCCGGGCAGGAUGGCGGCGCCCAUGGAGGUGGCGGUGUGUACGGACUCCGCGGCGCCGCUGUGGAGCUGCGUGGUGUGGGAACUGCAUUCGGGCGCCAACCUGCUCACCUACCGCGGCGGCCAAGCGGGGCCGCGGGGCCUGGCGCUACUCGGCGGCGAGUACCUGCUGGCGGCUCAGCAGGGCAAGAACUACAUCUGCGCCUGGGAGCUGCAGCGCAAGGACCAACUCCAACAGAAAAUCAUGUGUCCUGGGCCGGUCACCUGUCUGACCACAGCACCCAACGGCCUGUAUGUCCUGGCAGGAAUUGCAGAGAGCAUCUACCUGUGGGAGGUCUCCACUGGGAACCUCCUGGUCAUCCUCAGCCGUCACUACCAGGACGUGUCGUGUCUCAAGUUCACGGGUGACAGCAGUCACUUUGUCUCCGGGGGCAAGGACUGCCUGGUGCUGGUCUGGAACCUCUGCAGUGUCCUGCAGGCAGACCCAUCCAGGAUCCUCGCCCCAAGGCAUGUCUGGUCCCACCACACGCUCCCGAUCACAGACCUGCACUGCGGUUUUGGGGGCCCCAUGGCCCGGGUGGCCACCGCCUCGCUGGAUCAGACCAUGAAGCUCUGGGCCAUCUCCUCGGGAGACCUGCUUCUGUCUGUCUUGUUUGACGUGGGCGUCACUUCGGUGACCAUGGACCUGGCCGAGCACCACGUGUUCUGUGGCGGCAGCGACGGUUCCAUCUUCCAGGUCGACCUGUACAGCUGGCCUGGACAGAGAGAGCACAGCUUCCGGCCCGAACAGAGCGCGGGGAAGGUCUUCAAGGGGCACAGGAACCAAGUGACGUGCCUGUCGGUGUCCACGGAUGGCAGCGUCCUCCUCUCGGGCUCCCAGGACGAGUCGGUGCGUCUGUGGGACGUGAAGAGCAAACAGUGCCUGCGGACAGUCACCCUCAAAGGUCCGGUGACCAACGCCGCCAUCGUGCUGGCCCCGCCCAGCAUGCUGAACCCCGAAUUCAGGCCCAGCCUGCCUCUGCCCCACUUCAACAAGCACCUGCUGGGUGCCGAGCAUGGAGAUGAGGCCCAGGGCGGGGGCCUGCGCCUGCAGCUAGGGCUCCACCUGCAGGGCACUGAGCAGACCUACCUGGAGCGGCUCGAGCGGCUGCAGGCGGUGCUGUCCAGCUACAUGGCGAAGAACAUGCUGGGCAACCAGAUGCUGCCCGCGCGCGUGCUGGAGCUGGAGGAGGAGGUGCGCAGUCUGCGCAAGAUCAACCGCGACCUCUUCGACUUCUCCACGCGCAUCAUCACGCGGCCCUCCAAGUGACGGGAACACUUGCCAUCGGCCUGUGGGCCGCUGUCUUAACAAAGAAUGGACAAAGAAGCUGAUGCCUCAGGCCGGGCGGUGGUGGCACACGCCUUUAAUCCCAGCACUCGGGAGGCAGAGGCAGGCGGAUCUCUGUGAGUUCGAGGCCAGCCUGGUCUACAGAGUGAGAUCCAGGAAAGGGGAAAAGCUACACAGAGAAACCCUGUCUCCAUAAAAAACAAAAAAAAAAAAAAAGAAGCUGAUGCCUCGACUGUUCUGUCCCUGAGGGGCCGGGGCUUGGUUGGGGGGCCUCACACCUGGGGACCCUGGGGUAGGUGAGGGGCUGACGGUGCGGAGCCCCUGCUCACAAGGGCCAGCCAGGCGGCCGCCAGCCCCUCAUGGGCGUCCAUAGCUCAGUCUCCACAUACUGCCCCGGGUCUGCUGCCAGCCGUAGCCUGGAGUUCAGCCCAGAUACCCACAGAACCUUCCAGAAGGCCGCACUCAACUCUCGGCCCCGCCUAGCGAUCCAGAAAACCGUGUGGUUUAGCAGAGUUGUCUCCCCGUAGCUCGGGCGGGAGCCAAUGCUGACCUCACGCCUGAACCCUGUCGCUGCGCCCUCGGGACGUCCACCCCUGGGCAGCACCUGGUGGCGAGAAGUGACCGAACUCUGAGGAGCCACACUUUCCUCAGUUUACCCACUGAGCUGGCUCGUUGCCUGCUUGGCCCAGAUACCCUGAGGAGCCCUCCCAUCAUUCCCUGGCAUGUUGAGGUUUGGGGAGAGGGAGGCACACAGGGACCCUACCAGCCAUGGGUUCCCAGCUCCCCAGAGGCUUCUGGAGACUUCCUAAGACUAGGGCGAGCUCAGGGUCCAGUCCUCGGGAGCUCAUGUUGCCGCCUACGCCUGGGGUUCUGUGUGUGUGUGCGUGUGUGUGUGUGUGUGUGUGUGUGUGUGCGCGCGCGCGCGCCCUGCAUUGCCACGCACCAAGUGCUCACCUGCUGUGCUGGCCUGAACUCGGGGAUCCCCCUGGCCUAAGCUCCCGUUCCCCCAUUGGUGCCUCCACUUCCCAUGCUGGCUCCCCUGGGGUCAUGAGAAACGAGAGUUGUCCUUGAGACUCAGCUGCCAUAGUUACCAGGCUGGUUCAAUGCCAAGCUACAGAAAGGUCCACGUUCCCAGUCUCAUGAGCAGUGGGGCAGCCUGGACUAAGACCCCACAGACCUCAUGUGACGGGAGGGACAGGGUGGAGGCAAAGGCCAGCACAGCCCCCGUGCCCACGGGAGGGAAGCGGACGCAGCAUAGUCCCGCCGUGAAGUGUGGAGGGACCUUGAGGACGUGUGCCCAGUGAGAGCUGGCACCAAGUGCCACCCACUGCAGGACGCCGUGACACGGAAUGUCCAGAACAGGGUUCUUGGGGAUAAAUUUGUACUUUGUGAGGCUCUCCCCAUCCAAAAACAGUCUUGCUGCAUUUCUUUUCAUUCAGCUGGAGUGGCAGGUCCCAUGGUAGUGAAUCCUGACAGGCCUACAAUCCAGCUGUCCCGUGUUCAGUGGACUGAGCAGAACUGACGUCCAGGUUUCUAUCUGUAGACUGAAAGAGAACCCGCUGGCAUUGUGGACAAGGGCAGAUUUCAGGACUCCAUCCAAGGGGACGAGGCUGGUGGGGAGAGUGCCCUGAGCAUCCCUGAAAUGACGUGGUGGCCCCAGCCCUGAUGGACCCCUAACCUGAUGUACCUUGGAGCCCUGGCCGAGCGCCCAGACAGCCUGCCAUCCUCAGCCAAGCCAUCUCAUUAAAAGGCAGCUCAAAGUGCA
This is a messenger RNA of Peromyscus maniculatus bairdii (prairie deer mouse), 3138 nucleotides long. It is a transcript of the gene Wdr18, whose product is annotated as WD repeat domain 18. Gene Ontology annotation, molecular function: protein binding. Lineage: Eukaryota; Metazoa; Chordata; Mammalia; Rodentia; Cricetidae. The record is from RefSeq and is a predicted model, not a curated record. Gene Ontology annotation, cellular component: nuclear pre-replicative complex; rixosome complex. Gene Ontology annotation, biological process: DNA-templated DNA replication; rRNA processing.